Zygosaccharomyces rouxii is the source of this 495-nucleotide messenger RNA. RefSeq lists its product as uncharacterized. The record is from RefSeq and is a predicted model, not a curated record. Bases 1 to 495 code for a protein of 164 amino acids. The transcript has a single exon. Lineage: Eukaryota; Fungi; Ascomycota; Saccharomycetes; Saccharomycetales; Saccharomycetaceae.
AUGAUGUCUGUUAUGUCGGCAACGGAGAGCAAUGCAGGUAGGUUGGCCUAUGAUGAUCAAUUUGAUGAGAUGCACAACUUGGGGGGUCUCUUCACCCCCCAGGAGCUACCACUCGAUGAUUCGUUCGAACAAGAUUUCGAUCACCUUUCAGGAUUUCUUGAUCUACAUGGGUUACAGGGUGCUGGUGGCACUGGUGACAACGGUACCCCCAAUACACAGGCUUCUACUCCUAUCCCCAGCAGUGAGAAGAGACCACCAUUGGCGAGAAGGGCUAGAUCAAAUCCGUUCUACUGCCCAUCACGACAAAUCAUGAAUUUAGUACAAAAGAAAAAGAUUUCAAAGAAAAUCAAGAAGGAAAAUUCAGAUGCUUUCAUAUCGAUGCUCUCAUUAUCACAAUCCGACUCUCAGUCUCAACAGGUAAUGCCACGAGAAUUUGAAGAGAAGGUUAAAGAUGCCGGUUCAUCUUACAAUACCCAAACUGAGGGUUCUCCGUAA